CAAAUAUCAUACAUAUAAAUCGCGGGUCUCCGCGAGAGGUCUCUAGUAUGGCUCCUGUAGACCCUUAAAUUAUAAAUGCGAAUGAAAUAUGGCGAUUGUGAUCUCGUAGCAGAGUGAGUAAUCCAUUGGUAAUCUUGGCGUACAACAUAGUGAAGUAUUGACAGAUUAAAGAGACAUAAGAAGCAAUGAGCUUCUUCAGCAAAGUUUUUGGUGGUAAGAAAGAGCCAGCCGCUCCUUCAACAGCCGAAGCGAUUCAGAAGCUACGUGAGACAGAGGAUAUGCUAAUAAAAAAACAGGAAUUCCUAGAGAGCAAGAUAGAUAAUGAGGUGUUAAUAGCUAAGAAAAAUGCAUCGAAGAACAAACGAGCUGCUAUCCAAGCACUUAAAAGGAAGAAACGAUAUGAAAAACAAUUACAGCAGAUUGAUGGUACAUUAUCCACCAUUGAAAUGCAGAGAGAAGCAUUAGAAAGUGCAAAUACAAAUACUGCUGUUCUUACUACUAUGAAAGGUGCUGCAGAUGCGAUGAAGGCUGCACAUCAACAUAUGGAUGUUGAUCAAGUACAUGAUAUGAUGGAUGACAUAGCAGAACAACAAGAUGUGGCUAGAGAAAUUUCUGAUGCAAUAUCUAAUCCAGUAGCAUUUGGCCAAGAUGCUGAUGAAGAUGAACUAGAAAAGGAGUUAGAAGAACUUCAACAAGAACAGCUUGACAAAGAAUUGCUUGGUAUUGAUGAUACUACAGCUGAUGAACUGCCAGCAGUACCAACAUCAGUUCCUGCUGUACCAAGCAAAAAUCGUACAAAAGCUAAAGCAGCAGAAGAAGAUGAUGAUUUGAAAGAUUUAGAAGCAUGGGCAUCGUAAAGUAAUACCAGAACAGAUGUUCAAAUCAAAGAAUAAGAUAUUUUAAGAUAAAUGUAAAUUGAAUAUUAUAUAUAAUUGAAUAUUAAUAUUACUAUACCAUGUCUUAUAUUGCACACAAUUAACUAAAUUAAUUUUUUAUUAAGAAUCUGCAGUGUUUAGUUUCUUAGGUACAAUUUAUGAAAGAAAAAAUAGUAUUUGAAUUAAACUUUAGUAGAAAUAUUGUAUCGUUAA
This is a messenger RNA of Harpegnathos saltator (Jerdon's jumping ant), 1088 nucleotides long. It is a transcript of the gene shrb, whose product is annotated as charged multivesicular body protein shrub. Gene Ontology annotation, biological process: late endosome to vacuole transport via multivesicular body sorting pathway; vesicle budding from membrane. The transcript is spliced from 4 exons. The record is from RefSeq and is a predicted model, not a curated record. Gene Ontology annotation, cellular component: multivesicular body; ESCRT III complex; cytoplasmic side of plasma membrane. NCBI's taxonomy places the organism in Eukaryota, Metazoa, Arthropoda, Insecta, Hymenoptera, Formicidae. Bases 186 to 857 code for a protein of 223 amino acids.